This is a messenger RNA of Paramecium tetraurelia, 225 nucleotides long. RefSeq lists its product as uncharacterized. Lineage: Eukaryota; Ciliophora; Oligohymenophorea; Peniculida; Parameciidae. The record is from RefSeq and is a predicted model, not a curated record. The transcript has a single exon.
AUGGACUCUUCUAUAUGUGUAAAUUGCACCAUAAAAACUGAAGAAUCUGAUAUGCAACCAUUUCCUUAAGUCUAAUAAAUUAAGUUCGAGUAUACAGAUCUUUAUGUAAUUCCAGAGACCUCCAAACCAAAAUACCAAUAGGAAUAAUAACAAACAGAAACUUCAAAAAUAAUAUCAAGUUCUGAAUAAAGAAGAAUAUUGAAACAUAAGCGGUAACAAAAUUGA